Trichechus manatus latirostris (Florida manatee) is the source of this 1101-nucleotide messenger RNA. RefSeq names its product transcription termination factor 2-like. Lineage: Eukaryota; Metazoa; Chordata; Mammalia; Sirenia; Trichechidae. Gene Ontology annotation, molecular function: ATP-dependent activity, acting on DNA. The record is from RefSeq and is a predicted model, not a curated record. Gene Ontology annotation, biological process: DNA repair. The coding region runs from base 324 to 845 and encodes 173 amino acids. Gene Ontology annotation, cellular component: nucleus. The transcript has 5 exons.
UUGAAUUUGGACUUUUAGCCUCGUAAAUUGUGAGAAAAUAGGUUUCUGUUUGUUAAAUCCACCCAUGUAUGGUAUUUCUGUUCUAGCAGCACUAGAUAACUAAGAUACUGCUGAUGGUCAUAAAUUUCAGCUGUUUAUAUCAAGUACCUUGAAUCAUGCUCAGCAGAAAGCACUGAAGUUAUAGCACAAAUUCCCUAUGAUUUCUGAUUAAAAUAUUUGUGGUGCAGAUUGGAAGGAAAUCUCUAGAGAUUCAGGAUAAGCUAAGGAUCUGAAGAAACAUUUAAAAGUAGAGGCACAUGUAAAGAAAAACAAAGGAAUGACAAAUGCUAAAGAAGGAAAAGGGGUGUGAUCAGAUGGGGGCUUCAGAAGUGCUGGUAAUGUUCUCAAGUGUCAUUGUCUCUCAAUGGACCAGCCUGCUGAAAGUUGUAGCAUUGCACCUUAAGAGGCAUGGAGUGACUUACGCCACCAUUGAUGGCUCUGUCAACCCCAAACAGAGGAUAGACUUGACUGAGGCAUUCAACAGUAAUUCCAGGGGUCCACAGGUCAUGCUAAUCUCUCUCUUGGCCGGAGGUGUUGGUCUAAACUUGACUGGAGGAAACCAUCUUUUUCUUCUUGACAUGCACUGGAAUCCAUCACUUGAAGAUCAAGCUUGUGACCGAAUUUACCGAGUAGGACAGCAGAAAGAUGUUGUCAUACACAGAUUUGUUUGUGAGAGAACAGUAGAAGAGAAGAUACUGCAGCUCCAAGAAAAAAAGAAAAAUUUGGCCAAACAGGUCCUUUCGGGAUCGGGAGAAUCUGUCACCAAGCUCACUUUGGCUGAUCUCAAAGUCCUUUUUGGCAUCUAACCACCUGUUUAUGGGGCUCAGAAUAGCGCCACCAUUGGUUUGUGUUAGGACUUGGGAAUAACAACCUAACCAUGGUCCUUGUGCUUUAUUCUUGGCAUUCUAUUUAACCGUCAAACCUUAUGCCCUCCUCAGAGAGGCCUAAUCUUGCCCCCAGAAUUGAAGAUCUGUUGUCAUGUUAAUCAGUUGGUUAUUUAAUGAGUGGCAGAUAAAAGAAAGUGCUCUGGAGUUAGAUGAUUUUGGAAAACAAGUCUGGCAG